CACCAGAUCUUGCUUUGUCACACGGGUGUAAUUUAAGCUUGCCAAUGAAUGAAUGAUUAUUAGAAAUAGCCAAUAAAAUUCUGCGCACUGGAUGAAAUAUUUGAUUAUUCUGCAGCAAAAAAGUUACCACAUCUUGAAACCAAUUAUAACGCAAAGGAAUAAUAAUAAUAAAAAAAGGAAAAACAUUGAUCUUGCAGGAUUUUGGAGCCUAUAGCAGCAAUGGAUCCGAUUCUUGAAGUGGUCGCUUUGUGUCUUGGCUUUGUGAGUUGGAUAAUGGUUGGCGUCGCAAUUCCGAACCGUUAUUGGAAAGUUUCCAGUAUAGACGGGACUGUGAUCACCACCUCAACUCUUUACGAGAAUCUGUGGAUGUCUUGCGCAACGGACUCGACGGGAGUGCACAACUGCCGAGAAUUUCCAUCUCUGCUCGCGCUGUCUGGUUAUAUCCAGGCGUCUCGAGCUCUUAUGAUAGCCUCAAUAGUGUUUGGGACAUUUGGUUUAGUGGCCACACUCAUCGGCAUGCGGUGUUCAAAAGCUGGAGGAGAGAACUACGUGCUGAAAGGCAGAAUAGCUGGUACUGGAGGAGCAUUUUUCCUUCUGCAAGGUUUGUGUACAAUGGUAUCAGUGUCAUGGUACGCAUUCAACAUCACGCAGGAAUUCUUCAAUCCACUCUAUCCUGGCCAAAAAUAUGAGAUUGGAGAGGGUUUAUACAUUGGCUGGGCCUCCGGAACUCUCGCAAUUUGUGGUGGAGCUUGUCUCAUGUUUUCCUGCAAAUUUGGCACAAAAGAAAAGAUUGGUUACCCCUACCAGCCCACACGGGGAACAGUCUACUCAGUGUCCGCAUCCAAGAGAGAUGCCCAGAGUGCCCAGAGCACUUAUGGUAAAAAUGCCUAUGUCUGAAGGAAACAGUUUGGGUCAAUUUCAUGUCUAUAAAAUAUGAAAACAGUUGACUGUUGAUAGUUUUUUCUACUAUAUACUUUAUAUAUAUUUCUGUGCAAUUAUGUAAAUAUUUAUACUAGAUGCACAGGCAGUUUUGUGGUCCGAAUAAGUCAUUGAUCAAGUCAUAUGUUACCAUGUCAGUUCUGCAGUGUAAACACAUCUCAGAGGACAUUAUACACACUAGAAUCUAAAUCCCUGUACAGAAAUCAAACACUGAAAUUACUUGUAUAUUUGUUCAGAUUUUAGAAGGGUUUUGAUAUAUUUGAUUUUGUAUUCAAGUAAUUGUUAGGAAAAAGAUACAAUUCUUUCGUUUGCAGUUACAUGAAUCAAGAUAGAAAAAAAAGAAGAAAAAAAGAACUCCCAAUGUGUUCAUUAUCUUGUGUCCAUUUAUUUGUGCAAAUUAUUAUGUGUUAUAUAAUGUGUUUUAUACAAAAAUUAAACAAGCAUUACAUUGAAAAUGCAAA
This is a messenger RNA of Myxocyprinus asiaticus (Chinese sucker), 1400 nucleotides long. Its product is annotated as claudin-15-like. The transcript has 5 exons. NCBI's taxonomy places the organism in Eukaryota, Metazoa, Chordata, Actinopteri, Cypriniformes, Catostomidae. Gene Ontology annotation, cellular component: bicellular tight junction; plasma membrane. Gene Ontology annotation, molecular function: structural molecule activity. The record is from RefSeq and is a predicted model, not a curated record. Gene Ontology annotation, biological process: bicellular tight junction assembly; cell adhesion. Bases 220 to 897 code for a protein of 225 amino acids.